Messenger RNA from Exophiala viscosa, 576 nucleotides. RefSeq lists its product as uncharacterized. The transcript has 4 exons. The record is from RefSeq and is a predicted model, not a curated record. Lineage: Eukaryota; Fungi; Ascomycota; Eurotiomycetes; Chaetothyriales; Herpotrichiellaceae. The coding region runs from base 48 to 392 and encodes 114 amino acids.
UUUUCAAGAAACGACGCUGACAAGCUCAAAGAUCUCUAGUAUUACUCAUGUCUCGCGACUGCCGUUUUCUUCUCUCAUUUCAAAGGUACAUUUUCCUUCCCUCAACACUGUUUCCUUCUUCCUACCAUGACGAAUACUUGAACGAACGGGCGGACAGACUGCGUGCGCAGCUCCAUGUGUCUGUAAAAGCAGGACGUACAAAUCUUGUGGAUACAUGGUUGUCUGUGACACUUGUUGAGAACUCGUCAGCUGAUCGGUCAAUGAACGAAUACGAGGCACCAGAACACACGUCUGGACAGGACAAGCUUGCUGACACCAACUUUCUAGGUGAAUCGUCAAAAGGAUAUGUUGUAGCAUCCUGUCUGAUAUCUGUCCCGCUUUCCUCCCUGUGAUCGUGCGAUCUCGUACAUGCAUUCCAUGACACAUAGUUGUCCUUGACUAAGCCCCAGCAUGUUUUUGACUUGGCAUAUGUGGAAAAGUUGAAGAGGGUUGUUUCUCGGCGUGGCGGCUUGGUGUAAUGCAGAGACUCCUACAAACAAUCAUGAUCAAUAAUGACUUGCAGAAUUUUUAUGUGUA